Choloepus didactylus (southern two-toed sloth) is the source of this 13653-nucleotide messenger RNA. RefSeq names its product mitochondrial fission factor (gene MFF). The coding region runs from base 293 to 1276 and encodes 327 amino acids. Gene Ontology annotation, biological process: positive regulation of mitochondrial fission. The record is from RefSeq and is a predicted model, not a curated record. The transcript has 12 exons. Lineage: Eukaryota; Metazoa; Chordata; Mammalia; Pilosa; Megalonychidae. Gene Ontology annotation, cellular component: peroxisome; mitochondrial outer membrane.
CCGCUGCGGGCCGCUCCGGCCGGUGCUUGCCCGGGCGCCUUCGUGCGCCCUGUCAACGGCCUCUGAGAGCACCCACCCGGGCGCCCCGGGAGCCGGCGGGCGGGGGCCCUCGCCGGGGACCCUCCAGCGGGCCCAGGGGGACAAAAGUGGCUCUAAAUCCAUCACACAUACACCUUGACGCAAGUUAAAGGAUUUAAUAUGAAGCACAGAAGCAAAUAAUGCCAAAUAGCAAGCAGUAGUUGGUACACAUUUGGUAAGUGAGGCAGCAUUUCCUUCUCCCACUGCUGCUGAGAUGGCGGAAAUUAGUCGAAUUCAGUAUGAAAUGGAAUACACCGAAGGUAUUAGUCAGCGAAUGAGGGUCCCAGAAAAAUUAAAGGUGGCACCACCAAAUGCUGACGUGGAACAAGGAUUCCAAGAUGGAGUUCCAAAUGCUAGUGUAACAAUGCAGGUUCCAGAGAGGAUUGUUGUGGCAGGAAAUAAUGAAGACAUUCCAUUUUCAAGACCAGCAGAUCUUGACCUUAUUCAGUCAACUCCCUUUAAACCUUUGGCAUUAAAAACACCACCUCGUGUACUUACACUAAGUGAAAGACCACUAGAUUUUCUGGAUUUAGAAAGACCUCCUUCAACCCCUCAAAAUGAAGAAAUCCGUGCAGUUGGCAGGCUAAAAAGAGAGCGUUCUAUGAGUGAAAAUGCUGUUCGCCAAAAUGGACAACUGGUCAGAAAUGAUUCCAUGUGGCUCAGAUCAGAUUCUGCCCCAAGAAAUAAAAUUUCAAGGUUCCAGGCACCGAUUUCUACACCGGAGUACACUGUGACACCAUCGCCACAACAGGCUCGGGUCUGUCCUCCCCAUAUGUUACCUGAAGAUGGAGCUAAUCUUUCCUCUGCUCGUGGCAUUUUGUCGCUUAUCCAGUCUUCUACUCGUAGGGCUUACCAGCAGAUCUUGGAUGUGCUGGAUGAAAAUCGCAGUGUGAGAAGACAAAAUGAAAUACGUUGUAAAAGACCUGUGUUGCGUGGUGGGUCUGCUGCCGCCACUUGUAAUCCUCAUCAUGACAACGUCAGGUAUGGCAUUUCAAAUAUAGAUACAUCAAUUGAAGGAACUUCAGAUGACAUGACUGUUGUAGAUGCAGCCUCAUUAAGACGACAGAUAAUCAAACUAAAUAGACGUCUACAACUUCUAGAAGAGGAAAACAAAGAACGUGCUAAAAGAGAAAUGGUCAUGUAUUCAAUUACUGUAGCAUUCUGGCUGCUUAAUAGCUGGCUCUGGUUUCGCCGCUAGAGGCAUGAAAAGGAUUCCACAAAGGCCAAAAAUACAAAAGCAGGAAUCCUGGAAGAUAAGCCCAAAACAUCUUCGUUGUUCCUAAUGAUUUUUACCAAACACUGGAAACCUGGAGCUUUCUCCCUUAAUGGCUGUGCGGUGGGGCAGGAGAUAGAAUCUCUUACCUUGGAUGGACUCUAACUACAAGAGGAGACUCCUGCAUAAAGCUGAGUCCAAAACUACACUCUCAAUAAAAGGGUGAAUGCUAAAUCAACUAACCAUGCAGUAGGGGACAGCAAAAAAACUUGCCUUUUUUGACCUUGUCACAUAUCCAGAAAAUAGAAGAGCUUGUGUUUAACCCAGAUCUCUCUAGCUCCAAAUCCUAGCUGUCUCUAUUAUGCCAUUCUGCCUCCUCUAAAAGUUAUUAAAUCACCAAAAGAAAGUGGUUUGGGAAUUGAAAGGAAAGAAUUCCCUCCUCCUUAGGGUAGUCAGAAAAUAUUCUUAGUGAGAUAUUUGAGCUGAACCUUGUAACGUUUAUAGGAUUUCAACAAGCAGAGAAUGAAGAAAAAUUCCACGGAGUAGCAUGAGAAAAUAAUACAGUCGGGGGCUAAUAAUAUAGUGACCAAUCUAACACAUGCAGUGGAAUCCAUACAACUAAAUAUACCAGCUGUAUUGGUCUAUCACUCUCAGAACUCUACUUAAAGUUCAAUUUUUGUUUUGCGCCCCCCUCUUCUAGGAAUACUUGUUGAAGCUUUUGCUUCAAUUUACAAUUUGAGGGGUAAUUUUAUAAAAGUAGUAUAUUUUCAAGAGAACUUUUCAUUCUUUCCUGCAUAGAUGUCUGCUUUCCAGCUUCUUAACUAUAUUUAACCUUAAAAUUGAACUGUUCUUUCUGAACCUCAGGUUUGGAAAGGUUUAAUUUGUUAUAAAUGUGUUUCUUAACUAUAUUUAACCUUAAAAUUGAACUGUUCUUUCUGAACCUCAGGUUUGGAAAGGUUUAAUUUGUUAUAAAUGUGUUUAUAUCAAAAUUUUAUUUCUUAUCAGUAACCAGAGACUUCUGUGUACGUAGCACUGACCUUAAGAGGUUACAGAAGAAUGCUAUAAGCCCUGCUCUGAAGGAAUUUCCAAAUUAAAGUGGGUGGUGCAUAAGCCUUAAAAUAAAUUAGAAGAUUAUGAAUACAGAAUUUUUAUUAAAGAAAGGAAUGAGAUGUGUGCUGAAGGAUGGGGAGAGGAGAGUUUCCAAUGGUGAGCAUCAGAAAAAAAAAGAGAGAUACCAAAAUGAGGUCAAACUUAGGGGUGGGAGGGAAGGUUAAAAAACAGUGAGCUUUACAGAUCUGCAGAUUGUGCAUGUGUGCACAGGUAGACACUGGCAAAUUCAGUUACCAGAUGAGAGAUGGCAUUUCUCCAAAGGAUGUAACCACAGGUGGCCCGUAGGCUUUAGGCAUUUAAUCCAUGGCAGCACUUUCCAUAAGACUGAAAGAGUGAAGAAAUAACUUACCAGCUAUUUCAGCUGAUUGGGUAAUUGUGCAAUAGCCAGCUAUUUCUUUUGUCAUCUGAAAUGGAAAGCUUACAUCUCUUUCUCUUCUUGACUUUAUAAAGAACUGGUGUCAUCUCUCUCCCAUUUCUAGGGCCAUGAGGAAAUUGUAAGCACCAUCACUGACACUUGUAUUGUUCAGUCAGUACAAUAAGCUAGUCCUGUUCAUUCUAUUGAAGUAUUUUAGUGUCAUGGCUGUUAGCAAUUUGACAUUCAUUUAAAAGCAUUGACUCCUCACUAAAGGCUAAGUACUAGAGAUAGGAUUCAUUUGUUCAUUCAUCACAAUUUAGGAUGGUCAUGCUUUGUACCUGACACUGAGCUAGGUACUGAGUAUGCCAAGAGUGAAUUAAGAAAACAUGUCCCUGCAUACAUGUUGCUAUGGGAGGACAUGAAAUUUAAGAAACAAGCCCAAAUGAAAGCACUGCCAACCAUUGUAAUAAGUGCUAUAAAUGAGAGAAUCCUAAAGGAGAGAGUAAAAGGGAACCUAUUUUUCAUUAGAUGGUUAGGGAAGGCCUCUCGAAAAAAGUGAUAUGUGUGCUGGAAUCUGAAGGACGAAGAGGAUUUAGCCAGGGUUGUGAGAGAGGGGACAGAAGGGACCUUACUAAGGGCCUGAAACAGGAAAGAGCUGAUAAAUGAAUGGUCUCAGCUCUCUUAAAUUCUCCUAUAUUGGUGGGUGUACAAGCAAAAAUAUGUAUGUUACACUGUGACAAAUAAAAUAAUAGCUAACUUAGUUUAUUGAAAAGCAUGCGUUCUGGAGCUACCUCAAGUAGGAGAGUAAGCUUUAAGGAUAAAUAGGUGUCUUUAAGAUGUCUUUGUACAGUAAAUAGAUUAAGAAAAAAAAAGGCUUAUAAUUAUAUCCAUGAUGGUACUAAUACAUUCAGGCAGCUAUAAUGAAGUAUUGUAAAUUAUUUCUAGAACCUUCAGCCCAGUGAACAUAGAAAAAUAAUUGAAGUAAAAUACGGGAGUGAUUAUGUUCAGAAAAUUGUAGUCUUCUGGUUUUGCUUUUUUAUAACAUUUUCAUAUGGUAAGUAUACUAUUUUGUUGCAGUCUUUCAAAGAUUGCAUUGUUUAGAAACCAGCUUUUGAAAGUUUAACUUUUUUUCUAGGUAUUUAUUGUUUUUUAAUUCCUAUUAUGAAAAAUGCAAACAUAGGAAAAUAGAAGAGUAUAAUGAACACCAUAUAUCCAUCACCAAAGUAUAACAAUUAACAUUUUUCCAUUGCUUCAUUUUUUUACUGAAGUAUUUGAAAAACAUGACAUUUUCCCCCAAAAUAUAAAUGUUUCUUUCAAGAAAAGGGCAUUUUCCUAUGUAGCCAUAAAACCGUUAUCAGACCUAACAAAAUCAGCAAUAAUUCCUUAAUGUUGUCUAACUCAGUUCAUGCACAGGUUUCCCCCACUGUACAUAACACUUUUGGUUGAAUCAUAUCUCUUUGUUCUCUUAAUCUAGAACAGUUUCCUCAACCCAUCGCACUUUUUAGUUUUCAUAUGAAAUUUUCUUAUUGAAAACAAGGGGCUAUUGCCUCUCUACUGUUGUACCUUUUCAACUUAUCUGAGUGCUUCCCCUUCCCCUGUAUUUCUUGUCAGUUGGGAAUUAGGUCUAAAGACUUGAUAAUAUUCUGGUUAUAUGUUUAUACUUUUUUUUUUUUUAAGUACAGAGAAAGACAUAAAAAGUUCCUAUACUUUCACUUGCAGGAUAGCUCCUGUUCAUCCUUGUUCUCUUUCCCCUUCCCUCUCUUCUUCCCUCCUCCCUCCCCCGAAAAUUAAGUUAAAAAAUUCAAGUAGUACACAAAUACGGAAAGAUACAAAAUACAUUGAAGGUGAACCACUGAUGAUUUUUCCUUUCCAUAUAAAAUGUUAUGUUUUAUAUGCUUUAAACAGUUACCUCAAAGGUGACUUCAAAAACAACUUUUUGGACUAAAAUGACAAAUUUUUUUUUAGAUAAUGUUUCCCUGUUCUUCUAAACGAGUGUAUUUUUAUUUUAAAUGUAAUUCUCAAAUGAUUCAAACUAUUGAUAUUUCCAUUUUAUUACCAUUCAACUACACAAUUCGACUCCUCCGCUUAGAGACACCACACAGACAGCCAAGGAAACCAAUGACUAUCUGACUGAGUCCAGACAGGAGUUCAAGAAUACCAACAAUUAAUAGACCUACAAAUACUGAGAGGUAGAUGAUCCUCUGUGUGUUUUCUUCAGAACUGAAGCUCAAGCUAUAUUUUCUCCAGUCAUUGGCCGUGGUGGUAUUGAUGGAGUUACUGGUAACAGCUGGAGGUAUACAAGAGUCAUUGAAAAACCACUGCAGAUUGAAGGAUUCUGCAUGAAUGUCGCUGAAUAUGGAAACGGAAGAAAUAAGAUAUUACGGAAUAUCGCUGACAAUCAAAGGAAUGCAUCAUUAGUCCCAGAAAAUAACAAGCAUACCAAAAUAGUGUACUUUAAAAAUAUGCCAAAUUAAUAUAGCUAAAAUCAUUGUUUCUGAGUAUGUGUCAUAUACCUUAAAAAUUCAUAAAACUUUUAUUCUUUAUAUAUACCAAGCAUUUCUGUAGUACUUACUCUUAGGUUGAACUAUAUGGAAUUGCUGUUCUUGUAUGUCAAAAAUGGUCAAAUACCAAUAAUUUCAUGUGGUUCAACAUAUUUAUGCAGGCACUUUUAGACUUGCUGAAGAUAAGAAAAUAAAGAAGCUCCCCUUUUAAGGAGCUCAAUUCUUAAUGCGGAACUACAGUGUUGCCUCAUGUUGCCUCUACUCUUAAACCAAAUGUAAAAUUCUUUCUCAUGAAAAGCAUUAAAAUAUGUCUGAUUAAAAUGAUUUGUGCCCUUUCUAACAGGAUUAUGAAAAUAAGAAAUUUUCAGCCCUAACACAUCUGUCCCAAGAUGAUUUUUCUUUGGUUUAUUACAGAGUAAGACUAAAUGUUCUGAGACUGUGUUUCUGGAUACCAACAACUAGCAUUCAAGCUGGGCAAAUGCAACAAUAUUUUCUGUACACAGAGCAUGGGCCUGCUUUUUUGAAAUUUGCAAUGAGCAUAGGACCACUCUACUAUAACUGUUUACUAGGCUGGUUUAUCUUCCCAACUAGACUGGAAAUUCCUUCAGUGCUGUAAUCUCCAGAGUUUAUCCUGGUGGCUGGUACAAGAUUUGCCAUUGUCAUUCACUGAGGAUUGAAUGUGUAUAUAUGUAGCAUCUAUGGUUGAAAUCUCUAAUCUUAUUCUUUGGGUCUAUUAGGAAAUGGAAAUUUCUUUCGGUUUUGAUUGUCAACAACUGUGCUAUGUAAAUUUUGAGAGAUUUUUGUUUUUUGAAAUGUAGGGAGGUAAGGGCAAAAAAUAUGUUCUUUUUUUCCCCCAUAUAAUUUACAAAAGUAAAUUCUGGUCGUUUUCCAAACUGAGCAACCCAGUGAACUAGAUUGUUUUUUUCUUCCAGUUUUAAAAAUUAGGCCUACAGUCAGGCACAGACCAUCUUACAAGAUUGAAAUAAACCGUUUAUAUAUAUAAGCAGUAUUCAGCCUAAAAGUAAACUAGAAGACUGGAAGUAUGCAAGACAAAAAUCUUUAGUAGUAGUAUUACAACUUAUUUUCAAUUUGCCAUGCCCACAGUGUAUGUCUGCAUUAAUCCAUUGGCUGCUUUAUUUCUUUUAGAGUUUACAGGCAAGGCUCUAGAUUUUAUAUGUUAAAUGUUUUUAUUAAUUCUUUAAUUAUGAAAGUAAUAAUGCUCAUGAUUUAUAAAUUAGUUCAGAAUGUAAGAAGUAAAUGCCCCCUAGAGUCCCCCAGAAUAUCCACCAUUACCAUUCUGCAAGGUUGAAAGUUAAGUUUCUGAUGUACAUUUCCAGAAAUGCUUUAUAUACGUGCACAUACACAACUAUAGACUUUUAAAAAACAAGCAGAAGCUGAGAUUAACUAGUCCUUAUAGACAAAACCAUACCCAAGGCAUUCUGAACAUCGUGAUUCCUCCAUUUCUAUGUGAGUUUGUGCCAGUUGGGAUUAAUGUGAAAAAUCUCUAAGAAUCUGUCUCAGUAGUUGCAUCAAAGGAAAAACAUGUCAUGGUGUCAGGAGCACACUAUUCUAAUCUAGCUAGCUGCAGCUGUGUAGGAAAGUGGAGCCCAUCAGUGAAUGAGGUUACUUACCUUAAGUUUUUCAGUGAAAAUUCACAACUGACAGUACGCUUGUCUAGAGAGUUACAAAUGAGAGGUCCUUCAGAGAGAGCACGGAUAGAUACCAACAUGCAAUACACAGCACCAAUGAUUGUGAUUACAUUCAAAAGGGAUGAAAGAAACAUCUGAAAAAUAAAGUAGGGCCAUUUGCACACAUUAUUAUGAUAUGUCCAUGGUCUGUUUCAAGUUUCAGCAGCUUAUACAGUCUUAAAAUCAACUGCUGCCACUCUCCACUCACUCUUCAUUCCUAGAUCUUAAGAUCAUAGUUUGAUUAGGUGCAAAUUAGAGACAAAAUCUAACUCAUAUCAUGAUUCUUCCAUACGAUAGUGGCCCUGUACAAGUUACUUAAAUUUACUCAUCAAGAACUGCCACUAUAUUUGUAUUUUAGUCAUCUACUCUUUGACUUCUCUAAGCUUCAGAGGGGCCUGGCUUCGGAAAGUGAUUCCAGGGAUCUGUGUUUCCCUUGUAGUGGGGUUCAUUUAAAUGUUUGGGCACAACCCGAGUAUUCAGAAACAAAAUCAAGAAUUGGAAAAGAGGGAGCAAGGAACAGUUAAAAAUAGGGGAGAGGUGAAUAGCCUUAUUUUUCUCAUCUAAAAACUUUUGUUUUUUAAAAAAGAAAAAUACAGAAUUACAUCUCCAUGGAGUGCCUGGAAUCAUUAAUCCAGGGAGAAGUGUCAAAGUUCCAGCCCUGGUGACUUCUUGCAGUGCUUGUGGGCUCCUCUGCUGAUGCCAUUGUUAGAUGGCUUUAUUCCACUGGACCACAUGGCACGCUCCUCUUCAAAUACUGGAUGAUCCAGUGCUCAUUUCCUGAAGAACAAAUGCCUUCCCAGCUUCAUCCUAUGGCUAUUUCUGUAUAUCUCAUGAGACUGCAAAUUUGAGGAUAGGGACUAUGGCUUUCCUUUGUAGCCCAAGUGAUCCAGUUUUAUGUUGAAUAAAUAAAUGCAAAUUACAUUUUUUAAAUGAAAAAAAAUUUACAUAUUAGUAGGCUGCUGCCCCUUAUGGGGUUAUUAUGAAGAUUAAAGCAACCAUGAGUGUCACUAACCUGUUCACCCACCCAUUUUGGGCUCUUGGCCCUCCUGGCCACUUGUGGUUGGAUGGGAGCCAUGCUGCCAGUUCUGGCCAACGAAUUGUGAGCAAGAGUUUGUCACUUUGGGGAAGAGUAGAGCUCCUUUCUAAUUCUUGAUGGACAUGUAGCUUGAGUAUGAAAUCAACUUUGGUUAGCCACUGAGAUUUUGGAAUAGUUUGUUAACUUGAGCAUAACCUAGCCUACCCUGACUUGUACCAAAAUAUGCUUUCAACCUUUGGUUUAAUUAUGUUACUUCCUGUGCCUCAAAAUUUCAUAUAAGUUAAGUAUUUCUUUACUAAAAGUAGCUAUUGAUUUAUUGGCAGUUUCUCCAAAAGUGUAAUUUUACAUGCUUUCGAGAGCAUCAUCAGUAAUGUGUGAGGCUCUAUUUUGAGAUAAAAUAAGUAAGAUCCCAUACUACUUGUGUCGUUGUUUUUUGGUGAGCACAAAAUAUUUACCAGACAUCAAAAAUUUUUUGUUCCCAACUCUUGGCUCAGUAAUAGAAAACUCACUUCACAGAUUAUAAAUAAAAUAACUUUGGUCUUAAUCUACAAAAUGGCUAUUGGCCCAGGACUUCACUAUGUAUAAAUUCCAUUAGCUCUAAUGGGACUUUAAAAUGCUUAAUUUUGCUGGGGAAUUUGCAUGUAAGUUUAUGGGGGAAAAAAAUGGGUAAUAAUUUCUUGUUUUAUUAUUUUUCUAUUUGAGUUUUUUAACCAUGUUUUUUCCUAAAACAUGCUUUUCAGUUGUCAGAGUAAUGCUUACUUACCUUUUAACAACACUUUGGGAAUUGAUUAAAUUGAUAGAAUCAAAACUCAAAGGCACUCAGUGUUUAAUAUUAAAUGGUAAAGCACUGUAUAUAAUAACACUCCUCCAAAGCACCAAGGACAAUUUUUUAUGAGGUGGGGGAAUGACGGAGUUCAAAAUUGCAUGUUACUCAAGGUUCUGAGGGGACAGACACAUGAUAUUGUUAUGUUUUAUUUUUUUUUCUUUGCUGAAAGAGAACCAAAUAUUUUUGCUUUCAACUCUGAAUGUGCAGUGAAGAUAUUUAAGAAAAGAAGUGCCAUAAUAAUCUAAGGAGAGAUCCUUAAUCAGAGACUUGGUGGGAUAUAGAAUACAAGUCAGAGAUGACCUGACUUUUGUGACAAAUGAUUUCAUUUCUUUUAUUAAGCUGGACUUAAGUUAUAACUUCCAAUAUGGAACUUCCUUACCAAGAUAAGCCUUGGUGACCCUUUCCCUGCCCUCCCAAGAUCUAGCCAUUUUCGCUUUAUGAUGCCUGUUCUUAUCUGGACUAAAAGAUACCAGGUGCAACUUAAAUGGCAGUCAUCAAUUGCUGCCAACAGGUGAGGAAAGUUGCUAAGAACUUUCUAUUAAAUUUAGUCAGUAUAAACUGGCAAUUUUGAUUAGAUAACCAGCACCACUUUUAUUAGUAGAGCAUAAACAGUAUUAUACAGUACUCUUUAACAUCCCAGGACUUAACAUUUGAGAGUGCUCCUGGAGCUCCUAGGCAUGCAAUAAUCUCUAAUUUUGCUGAAACAUGAACUUGAAUUAUUUUUAAUGUUGGUAUAGGGGAGCAAAAACUUCUAAUUAGUGAGUUAAAUCCAAUAUCCUCAUGAAAAAGUGGUUUGACUAUUCUUGACCCACUGUGUACUCAAAUGAGAGAGAAAAGUUAUAUGGGCAUUGAAAAUAUGAUUAAUUUGUGGUGAGAGGAUAUGUGCAGGAAAAAAAGAUUCUUAAUAGAACCGUGAUUAGAGCGAAAAACAGAAAACUAGAUAAUUGUUUUGAUUUGUUUGAAUUAAGGGAUUCAGAAAUACCUGAAGAUAUCUCUCUCAAGAAUGUUUAAGUACCAUAUAGAGAUAAUGCAAAGUCAAACUUAUAGUUUAUAAAGAAAAGUGUCAAGGAGUGGAAAAUGAAAAGUAAUAUUUAUUUGCCUACAAUUUGUCAGGAACAUAGAUUAUAAGUUAUAAAUUAAUUAUUGUAAUCCUAGGUGAUCAAAUGUCAGAGAAAGGUGAUUUUUUAAAAUAUGACUCUUCUAAUUGUUAAAAGGUUUCAUUUAUAGAUAUAAAUAUGUAUUCCCUUUAAAACAGUACAGACCCUGCCUGCACAUGAGAAAUAUCUAGAGUAGUUAUGAAAAAUACUGAUGCAGAAUCUCCUGGGUAUUCCAAUACCCUGGCAUUGGUAGUUUUAAAAUUUCCCCAGGUGAUUCUAAUGUUCCUAUCAGGCUGAAAACCCUUCCACAGGCUUAGUUAGCCAGAGAUAUUUACAGUGCCAGCUCUUUAUCGAUCUACUGCUUUCCUUAGAAAAUUAUGAGAGCCUAGUGUUGUCAAUAACAGUGUCCGCAUUAUAGUGUAAAGAUUAUGACUUUUGUGGAGUCUGAGGGAUUUGGAUAAAAAUCCACUUACUAGCUACACAACACUGGCAAGUUAUUUGCUUUCUGAUUAUCAAUUUCUUUGUCAAUAAAACAGAUCAUAAUAUUUCCCACUAAAGGUUUUGAAAGAAUAAUAUAGCAUAUUUUAAAAUAUUCUGAGCAGAGUGACACUUUAAAGGUCAAUGUUCAUUUCUUUUACUUUUAACAUAGUUACAAUUUUAUACAUAGUUAUGUACUAAAUGUUUAAAAAAAUAACUGGCAUCUCCUUUAACUUAACUGGAUAAGAACAGUUACUCUGAUCCUAGCAAACUGUUCUCUCCUACGCAUGAAAGAACCGAGAAAACAUUUUUCCUAUGUGUUUUAUACACACCACAAGACCAAGUAUUUGAGUAUCAUGAAUUGAUUACACACUUAUCAAUCACCUUUCUUUGAAAACUUCUAGAUACGUAAAACUGAAGAUUGAGGAGAAGACAGAAGGCUAGCUCCAAAGCUAAAUUUUAAUGGGGGAGAAAAAAACCCACGUCUCACUUUCCAUAUAACUAUCCUACAGAGUGUGUGGCCCUGCCACUGGAGCCACACUGUACUCAGCAGAUAAUGCUGACACAGGGUGGCUUUGUUUGGGUGUCAGUAACUGUUUCUGCACUUCUGCUCCCAGAACAAUUACUCCAUACUCACCCCGGUCCUGUUGUUGCAGCAUGCUCUUUUUCUUGCUGCCAAGGACAUUAUUGUUGCUGGAAUGACCUGGAAAUGGUAUCAGCAGGAAAGAUGAAUAUUACUACUUCUCAUCAGAUGAAACAGCAGUAAUUUCAGACCUCCGUUUACCACCAGCUAUGGGAAGUGAACACUUAGAAUAAAAAGGAAAUUUGGCAAUGUCCUUGAUCUUGUGAACCUUAUGAUCCCUAUUUUCAACCACAAAGAUUAAAGAGGGAGGAGUUGUGAAGGAAACUGCUAUUCAGAAUAGUUUUUACCUCUUCCAUCUAAAUUCUUAGUUUAGCCUGGAUCAUCUUGGUUUUUAAGUAGAUUAGGAUGAAUUAUUAAAGUAUUUUUGAAGGAAUAUUUAUCAAAAAAUUGGUUGCAUCAUCCAAAAUUCACUUUUUAUUUUUGAAAGUUACUGCAACCUGCAGUCACUUACCCAAUUUCCCAAGAAUUAUAUGAGUUUGUCUGGCAAGCCUCCAGAAAAGAAACCAAUGGUUUUGUUUAUCAGGUAGUUUGGAACUAAUAAUUCUGUCACCACCCCUUUCUGACUCCCCUAACUUCUCUCUCACUCCCAGGAUCCCCAUCAUCUUGCUGGUUUCCUGAGCUUACAAUUUGAGAAUUCUUUGUUCUAUAUUCUCCUUUCUCUUCCUGAAUCCAGGAUAUAUAAUAAUCUCAUUUUACACUGAUAUUUAGAAAUCUCAUAAUAAUGCAUUCUAUUUUAAUGGAGACAUCCCUGGGAAAGCUGUUAAGACAUGACACCAUAUUCUCAGGACUUAGGUUUACAUUUAUUGUAAUAUCUAGUCAGCAACUAUGACUAGAAAUUCUUACUGAAAGGAGUUUUGUAUCAUUAAAGACGGAAUGUAAAUUACUUCCUUCCACUUGAGAAAUUUUAGCCAUAAGGCGUUUUUGCAGCACAGCAGCCCUGGCGUGAUGCUCUCCCUCCUCUGCUCUCGUUUUCUAACAUUUUAUUAAGCUCUAACUAUAUCCCAGGCACUGUUAUGGGUGCUUUGCAUGAUUUGGCUUAUUUCAACCUCAAAACAAUCCUUUGAGGUAGAUACUAUUAUCAUCCCCAUUUUGCCAAUGAGAAAACUGAGGCAUGGAAAGUUUGGUAACUUAUCUAAGAAAGUGGAAGAGUUAGGAUUCAAAGAGAGGGAGUUGGGCUCCAGAGUACAGAUUUUUAACCUCUAUUCCAUGCUGACUCAAUUCUUACACUUCUCUAUUCUAUAUAGAACUUGUUCAUUCUCAUCACACAAACCCCCACCCCAUCUCAUUGUUAUCCUUCUAACUGCUCUUUUCCUGACCCUUUUUUCCAAGGCCACAUCUUUCAGACCAGGUUCAAGAUAUAUGCCUUACAAGACAGCUUUCCUAACAAACUUCACCCCACUCUGAUCGUGAUCUUACUCCACAGCACUUUGCCUUGUAUUCAAGCUUUGCUUACAUGUUGCCUUGAACACCAGCGCUCUUAUAAUUCAGAUACAUGGCAGCCCAGAGCAUAGCUGAGAACGUGAAGGAAAAGGAAAAACAAUUCUUAGCCCCCAAACAGGGAUGUUUCCAUUAAGAUAGAAACAAUAAUUCUUAGCCCUCGAACUUAGUGUCCACGUUCAUGCACUAAACGUCUUUUCCUGUAACUGUGAACUAUACUGCCUGUUGAGCUUAAGGGACAAAUCUACAGUCCCCAGGCCAAAUUUGGCCUGCCUUCUGUUUUUGUCAAUAAAGUUGUACUGGAACCCAGCCAUGCCCUUUCGUUCACAUGUUAUCAGUGUCUGCUUUUGUGCAACAAUGGAGUUGAGUAGUUGCAAAGAGACUCUCUGACUCACAAAGCCUAAAUUAUUCACUGAUUCUUUGCAGAAAAAGUUUUCAAAUGCUUCAUUUAGAAAAUAAAUGAAUCUUUUCAAAGAAAGUUGGAACAACAGUAAAUCCCAAGGUAAAUAGACAAAUCAUUCCAUUUCCCUUAUUGAUGUAAAUUAAACUCUGUUGACUUUCUUUAGGAUUAAUCUAUUUCUGAGAUAUUGAGUAUUUAUUUUCAUGGUCUCCUUCCCUUGCAAAGGGGUUUUAUAAAGUAACAGUAAUUUUGUAGUGUAUGAAUCACCACCCAGUUGACUGCAUGGCAUAUUAACACAUCUUUGCUACACCAUUAUGGGCAACUUAUCACUCACUACGUUUCAACCAUUUUCCCCAUUCAGAGCUUUGGAAAUUGGAGGGGCUUUCUAUAGGAGGGACAUUUAAAUGUGAAACUAUUUGAGUAUUUGUGUGUUUGUGUAUUUUGUGAGUAUUUGUGUGUUGACUGAAUUAUAAAUCUUCCAGAUAUUCUCCUGCCAAAAUGAGUAAUUAUGAGAACACUCUUAAAUUGCUAAGCGCACUGAAUGCAUGAGUUUUUGUGAGAUUAAAAGUCUUACAUCUACAACUGCUCUAAUAAAAAAUUUUAAGUCUUGCUGGUCUUUUCAUUUUUUUAAAGAAAAGAAGUGGUAUUGUUCCUCUAUCCUUACAGAAACCCAUACUUUAAUCCAGAGUUUUGGAAGUAAGCUAUAUGAAUGUAUAAAAGAAAUAUGGAGACAGAGAUCUAAGAUGGCGGCAUAGAGAGGAGUAGAAGCUAAGUAGUCCCCCUGGAACAACU